Messenger RNA from Gordionus sp. m RMFG-2023, 8006 nucleotides. RefSeq lists its product as uncharacterized. Gene Ontology annotation, biological process: protein dephosphorylation. NCBI's taxonomy places the organism in Eukaryota, Metazoa, Nematomorpha, Gordioida, Chordodea, Parachordodidae. The record is from RefSeq and is a predicted model, not a curated record. Gene Ontology annotation, molecular function: protein binding; protein tyrosine phosphatase activity. The transcript is spliced from 29 exons. Bases 41 to 7771 code for a protein of 2576 amino acids.
UUAAAACAUGUGAAAAUUAAAUUUUAAAUUUUUUUACAUUAUGAUUUUAAUUGAUAGAAUUAAAACAUUAUAUAGCUGUAUACAUAUACAUAUAUUCCUCUUAUUAUAUAUUUAUUCUUAUAACACAGAAAAUACGCCUCAUCAGAAUCACAAUUAUGAUUUGCAUUUAGAGGUGGACUCCUUAAAUCCCUCACUCAAGCUAAAAUGGUAUCACCCACCUUUUACCAAAAAUUCAAUUUACAACUUGAAAAUGACUACUAUCAAAUAUAAUCUUCCAUUUUUGCUAUUAAACCAAUCUGUUUCACAUAAUAAUUUAUCAGAAACUAAUGUGCAAGUGAUUGGUGAUUUACGUACUGAUUUUUAUCCAGUCCCUGGGAGCAAACAAGCUUUUUCUCUGUUAAACUCUUAUUUUGCUCCAACAUUUAUGAAGUUUUACCACACAUCUCAUCAAAUUAGAGAAAAGCUAGUUGAUUCUCCUAAUCUCACUUACAUAUUUGAUCUAAUUCCUACAACCUUAAAUUCUGUAUUCAAUUAUUCUAACCAAUUAAUUUUCAAUGAAACUCAAUGGAAAAUCGAUUCAAAACACUUAAUCAUAUCAUCGAUGACAUCUUUUAAGGAUUAUGGUUCCUGGCAAGGCUUGGCAGCAUAUUAUCAAUGCUUAAAUGAUAGCUGGGAAAUUAUAGUUUCCUUGCAAUUGACUAGGAAUAAAGGUGAACAAUUAAAAUCAUCUUUGCUAACCAAUAUUUUGCAGCACGUGUCUUUUCUUAUUGAAUGGUGGGUGCCUGAUGUUUCUCUUGAUCAUGAUCAUGCUCAGCAUCAACCUACAUUUCAUUCAUUCCUUUAUAGUAAAUCAUUGGGCCACCUUAAUAAUGAACAUAACUAUCCAAAUAGUUCAAUCUCAUUAACUAUGUUUGAUAAUAUUAGCAAAAAUGAUUACAAGAAUGAUGAUACAAGACAUUGGAAACUAAAUUUGAGCUCUUUAGUUCCAGGUCAAAUUUAUAAAAUGGCUGUUUAUCCUUGUUACAGAAAAGUUUGCCUUAAAAGAACUCUUCCUCAUACUUCAUCUUAUACUAUUAUAGACGAUGGAAAAAAUUCUCAAACAGAGUCACAUCCAUCCUCAUUUUAUGAUUAUCCUCAAUCCUUUUCUCCAUUUACCUUUAGAACAAGGCCCAUCGCACCUACGAUCUCGUCAUACAACUUGACCAACGAUUCAAAUCUCCUUAUUAAUUGGGAGCCACCGUUACAACCGUCCCUCUUUGAUGCCUUUAAAAUUACGAUUCCCGGGAGGCCUCCUUUUAUAGCUGACACUCAUCUCCUGUCUCACAACAUAGAUCUCACAUCAUUUCGGGAAAAAUGGAACGCUAGUGAAAAUAAAAUAAUCGUUCAAACCGUUAGUGGGUUUUGGGAUAAAAUGGAAACCAAAUCGAGUCUUAAAACGGCAUAUAUCGAUAUUGGAAAAAUUCUGAACAAAAUCAAUUGGCCAAUGGCCAAACCAGAUAAUAUGACUCUCGACACUAUUACCGAUAAUAAACGCCCAUCGUCGGACCCUUUAUUAAUUCGUGAUUUGAGCUCUACUUCAUUCCUCGUGGAUUGGAAUGGAACUACCACUCAGUUCUAUUAUCCAACGUCGCUAUUUUAUUUCUUGAACGUUUCAUCUGACGGGAAAAACCUUGAGAACCGCUUCUUUAAAAAUCAAGAGACAUCAUAUCGGUUGCACGAAUUGGACGCCUGUACAAAAUACAUCGUAAAUAUCGACGUGUAUCAAAAUAAUAGCCUGACUCAGGCUCAUUCAACUUCCAUUUACACUCCUCCAUUUAGCGUCGAUUCGUUGACUCUCGGGGAUCCGGCCGACGUAUCCUCUAUGGCGCCAGCGAGUCUCACUUUUUUUUGGAUUCCUAGCGCCUUACAUCAACUUAGUUACGAUAAGAAAAAAUAUUCUUGCUCCAAUUCCACUUAUUACGAACUGAAAAUAUGGUACAUGAAUGGCCAAACAACUGCAGUUCCCAUCCAUAUCUUCAAAAUUCCCAGAAAUGUUCGAAAUUAUACCAUUCUAUCCGUAGGUUCUAUUUUUGAUAGCGCGUGCUCAUACAACGCCACAUUAAGUACCGUAUUUAGAUCUGAGAUGAAUGAAACGAUCAAAAGCCUCCAUGAUCCAUACGUCACAUUUGCCAUUGCUCCUAUCAAACCCAGCAAUGUAACCUUGUUUCAAAUAGGUCCAACCAGUUACAGGGCUCUAUUGAAUCAGUAUUUUGCGGACAGUUGCCCAUUUACCUCCAACGAUACGCUGUAUAUUAGUAUUGAAUGCAAUUCAAAUUAUUCGUUUCUUUCGUCGAACCCGCUUUUCUUCAAAGUUUUUGAAUUUAACAUAGCUAGUCAUCAUGUCAAUGAAUCAUCAUUGUAUGCCAAUCACCCCUUCACGGUUGAUAUUACCGAUUUAAGACCCGGAUUUCGAUAUGAACUCAAUAUCCGUUCUGGUGUCCAGGUGAACCAGCGAAUUGUUUACUCCCCAUCUCAUUUGAAGUCUUUCGUUAUAGCCCCUAUCCCCACUUCAAACAACCUCUACUCAAUAAAUCCCUCCAACCUCGAUUCAUCUAACAUCAACCCGGUUUUAAAUAUAGCCGAUCCGAUUUAUUAUCCGACAUGUUUUCCCUUAUCCAAUACUGAUUUUAACUAUACAACGUCAUUAUCCUGCCUCUAUUCUCAAUCACGAUUUGAUGCGGAGUCUGAAAUCGGCCCGGCUCGAUUAAUCGAUUUUUCAUCACUCGCGGAAGGGAAUAAAGACCAUUAUUCAUGUACCGAUUUUGAUUCAUUGGUUACGGAUGUUAGUCAACAAGAAAGUUGCCUUAAGAAUUCAUCAUCUCUUGAAGUGGAUCAUUCAUUCAGCGAUAUAUCUCUCAAUUGGAAAAUAGACCAGGACGAUUACAUGAAAGGUCACCCGGAGUUGAAAAAACAACAAUCAAGAAUUGAUAGAUUUUUGAUAGUCAAACAAGCUCUCUUUCCGACGGCUCCUAAGUCUAAUGUUAGCCACGACCACGCGGUUGAUACGUCCACCGCCAUUUACGGAGCGUUCGAGACCGAGAAAUUCGUUUUCGAAACUGUCGACACCGAAUUGUAUAUUCUAAUCGUAAAUCCUUCAUUAUAUUUUUCGACAAACGAAAAUCGAAGAAUCGGGGCAUUGUUGCCUAAUUUUUAUAACGGGCUUAAAUACAAAAUUUCGUUGUAUUCGGUUUCGCAUGGCUAUACCAAUGUACUUUCGUUUAGUCAGCCAACCUACAUUAUCACUACCCCUAUUUGCUCCUCCAACUUGACUGUUCUCAAAACAACAACCGAUCAAGUUACCUUCUCCAUCGCUCAAAAUGUUUCGGGGUAUUUUCGAUACUAUCGUAUAACACUGACUCCAAUCGAUACCUCCUACAGUGAUUCCACUAACAAAUUUCAAUCUUCUCGCAAGAUUCCCAGAAACCCCAAGUCCUCAUCUUUCAGAUCCGAGAUUAAAAUCAUCUCUAAACAUCCAUCCGGUAUACUCAAGGUCGAUGUGAUAAGGAAACUUGAAAGGAAUUACACUGCCGAUAAAAAGAAUGACCCUAAACUAGAGUUUCAAAAAGUGGUGCAUAGUUUGAUUUCGGGCUCGGGCUAUAACGCAGUUUUAACCGUUGUUGCUUCGAACGGGAAAAUAGCGACAUGUUCUCAAACGAGCUUUAAUAUUAAGCCACAAAUGGUAGAUUCAUCUCGAGUCGUUAUAGAUCCUUCAGAAAACAGUUUAGUCAUCAAAUGGCUCAUCCCUGAUUCUGGCCAUUUUGAGUAUUUUGUCGUUUACAUCUAUCCGUCACCAUCCACCCAAAAACCAACAUCGAUACCAGUUAUUAAUCCUGUAUCUGGCUAUAACCGUACACACGAAAACCGAAUAACCGGAACUAUGAUGUACACGGUCUAUUCCCGGACUUACAACGAAUACGAUAGCGGGUAUGACAUUGAUGAUUCCGCCCAUGAAACCUAUCAGGAAGCAGAAAACGAGGAGGUUUUGGAAGUCAGAGCGAAACAUUUGAAAUCUUACACGAAUUACGUUAUAGAGAUAGUUACCGUAAGUCAGGCCGGUCUCAUGAGCCAACCUCUGGUGCUCAAGGCGAAAACGCUUGAUUCUAUACCAGGUCGAGUGACAGAUCUAAAGAUAACCAACGUGAAACCAUACGAAUUGACUCUGGCCUGGAAUCCACCCAACCCUUUAGGGGGCAAUAUUCUCGGCUACAGAAUUAAAAUCGUCCAAAAGAAAACCGGCGAAUCCGAGGUUGUAACAUACCGGUUUACAUCGACUCACUUAUAUCCGCUCGUGUUGGAAAAUUUGAUUUCUCCCAAUACUAAUUACGAGAUAAAUAUUCAGGCGGAAACUGCUAAGGGGGAUGGACCUUAUUUACUUAACCCUUUGAAUGUAGUUACACCCAUAUGGGCACCUCCAAUCCCCCAAUCCGAUGCGUCUCCCAUCGUUAUAAAAUCAAUACGUCAUUUGGCCGAAAUAUUUGAUAUCAAACAUAUCGGCCUUUCAAUCAACAAUCAUUUUUGCGGGGAUAAUAUGAAUAAUUAUUCGAUCAUCACCACCCCUUUGUCCAAUGAAAUUGGAUUCCAAAAUAAUAAUACUCUAAACCAACGCGGAAUUCGGGAAUCCCUCGAUACUCCCCCUAAAAAUUCUAAAAAAGAUUUGACGCCACUCGGUUUAUUGGCUUACCUUAUCGCGUUCGAUUUUGUGAAUAUCAGCGAAGUUUGUUCCAAAAGUGGAGUGCACGGUAACGACUUGACAUCCUCUUGGAAAGACAUGUCUCGCGGACCUACCUUUCUGAUUGCCUUCAAGCACCCUUUGCUUAAGCCCCACGGGUUUUCUCAGAUCCACGGUCCUAUCAUCGAUAUAGCUGUCUUGCUUCGCUUUCAAAGUUUUCCGUCUCAAAUUAACGAUUCAAAUGUGACCACCUCUUCUGGAUUCGAGUAUAGGCUGAACUCUAUCGGCGAUUUGACGAGGUAUUUGAAAAACAAUGGUAGGAUUUAUGGGUUCAAAGAUCGAACUAAACGCAAAAUAAUAAGUUUAUCUUCCGUCAUCAAAUCUUACGAUAAAGUUUCGCCAAAGGUUAUCUCGAGAGAUGAACCAUAUUAUUCAUUUAAGUCGGCCGAGACUAUUUGGAUCUUUUACGUUAUAGGACCGUAUAGUCGAUGCAAUUCGUCCUCGUAUUCCAUAUUAGCUACAAACCAUACCGAUUAUCGGAAACUUAAUACGCUAUCAAGGUCUCGUGACAGUGACGUCACUUCGCACGAAAAAUUCGAUAAUGAAUUCGAUUGUGACGGGUUACCGCCUUACAUGAUUCCCGAUAACCACGAUGUUGAUAGCGACGAUGAAUUAGUUUUCGAAUACCGAUUCAAGCUUAGAGCUUUUACCACUCCUGAUCUAUAUACCGAUACCGUCUAUUCUGACCCAAUUUUAUUUACUCCUCGAGAUAUCCCUACUAAAAAAGCCUCAGAAAUCAAAAAGCAAGAAUUGCUUCUCUCAGCUGUCAAGUAUUCUUCUCCUGUCAAUCAAGUCAAUGCCCGCCAAUCGAUAACUAUCACUGUUAUCGUUAGCACGAUCGCCGGUAUUUUGAUUCUAAUAUCAGUUGGUCUGACUUAUAUCGCUCUCAAAAAAUGGGAUAUCAAUGAACUAAGUUUCAAAACGAAUUUUAUCUCUAACUCCAAGAACAAGAAUAACAGCUGCUUUUUAAACGGGAAAGAUGGUGAACCUUUUCGCUCUACGGCUCAAUGUAAAAACGGGCUCAACAACUUUCUCAGCCAAAAUAUGAAUUCGGUCCGACGUUCUUUCUUGAACAGAAACAGCCGACAAGAAAGGAUUUCCUAUCAUAUCGAAAACCCUUCCUUCGAAUUUGACGCGCAAAACGGUAGCGGCUUCGACGAUUUAACUUCCCCUUAUUCAAAUAACGGAAGGGUUCCUCACGCCAAUGAUAAUAUUUCCGGAAAUAGGUGUUGCAUUAAUGAUAAUAAAGAAGUGGGCGGAGGGAGCGGAAAUAAAUGCUUGGCUAAAAUAAAAAAUCGUUUUUUAUCGUUAACUACCUCUAUGAACCGGCGAACAAAAGUCCUCGCCAACGAUCGUAAAAAUAAUGGGGUCGGCUUUUCUAACCUAGGAACCAACACCUCUUUUUCCUCGGAGAGCCAUAAUUUCUGCGGUGAGAGCCGACUCGAUAACGAGGAUGUGGAUGAUCGAGGUACAACGGGAAACCAUAUGUGGGCCAAACCUGUGUGUUCUGUAGCGCCCACGACUCUGUGCUUCGAAUCUGCUGAAAGCUACUUUUUCAACGGACAAUCGCCAACACACGAACCUAUAAAAAUCCAGGAUUUUAUGGCCAAAAUAAAAGAACUCUCUGCCGAUGGAGAUAUCGGUUUUGCUGAAGAAUUCGAGGAGUUGAGAUACGUGGGAAAAGGCCAAAGUUGUAUAGCCGCGAGCCUGAAAUGUAACGCCAACAAAAAUAGGUUCACCAACAUACUUCCUUACGACCAUUCCCGCGUCAAGUUGCUUCCGCUCAUGCUCAAACAAAGCACCGAUACAGGUCAAGAUUCCGAUUAUAUCAACUCCAAUUACAUUCCGGGUCUCAAUUCGAAGCAAGAGUAUAUCGCUACUCAGGGCCCACUCAUCCGAACUAUAGUCGACUUUUGGCGAAUGAUUUGGGAACAGAAUUGUCGCGUGAUACUCAUGUUGACUCGCUUCAACGAAUCCGGAAAGGACAAAUGCGUAAGGUAUUGGCCUACUAGUGAUAGCGAAGAAAAGUUGUAUGGCGAUAUACUUGUCGAUAUCUCAAAUGAAAUUCAUUUCGAACAUUGGAUCGAGACUGAUAUCAAAAUAACUUUGGGUUCGCAAUUCAGACUGGUAAAACAUUUCUAUUAUAAAGCUUGGCCAGAUUUUGGGAUUCCUCAAGACCCAGACACUGUCUUAGAUUUUAUUCUUAGUUUUCGCCGUCAAAUACCAUACGGAAAAAGACCGAUUACUGUUCAUUGCAGUGCCGGAGUGGGUAGAAGCGGGGCUUUCAUCUGCUUGGAUCGUAUGAUUCAAUUGAUAUCUCAUUCCGAUUGUAACAAGAUCGAUAUAUUCGAAUCCGUCAAGGAAAUGAGACGCUUCCGGCCCGGUAUGAUUCAAAACGAGCAUCAAUACGCCUUUUUGUAUAGGUGCCUGGGGAGAUAUUUGCAAAAAUAUCUCGCUUUGCCCAUAAUUUCGGAUGAUAAAAAUAUCAACGACGACAAAAAAUCUUUUGUGGAGACGUUUUAUGCCGGAAAUUCGCUUCGCACUCCCAAAUCAUUUCGAUUAUCUCUCCCAAAAAAGGGAAUUCAUCGUAAUAGGACUAAUACAUACGAUAAUUGUCAUAGCGAUAAAGAAAACGUUCAGGGUAACGUCAAAAUGAGUGACGGCCAACAAGAUGACACACCUAGUGUUAACAUUACCGACGUCAGUUUUAUUGAAGAUGGCGGCGAAGCUAACAACUACCUGUCCACGCCUCAAACAUGUACCGCGAAUCGUUAUAAAGAUUCUCCCAAAGAAGAACAACUUCACCACACAGGUGAAAACUUGGGCAAAUUAGUCAAUAAUUUCGACAAAACGGACCAUAACUUUAUCACUUCAGACACGCAUUUAAGGCGACAGGAUUUGGAUGUUAUAGAAGAUAUUAUGGGAGAGAAUGUUAUUUAUUCGAAAGAUAUUGGAUUGAUUGAAGUCGUCGUCGACAGUCAUGAUAAUCAUGUUAUCUUAUAAUUUUCUAAGUAAUUUAUUUUUACCAUUUUAUGUUUAUUGCAUUUUAUUAUUGAUGUUAGAUAUUAAUAAGAUGAUAAAUAAUAGUAUGUACAUAUUAUUUUAGUUUCGCGAAAAAAAAAGAAAUAUUUUUGAAUUGAAACUUUUGCAUUUUUGCGUGAGUCUUAUUUAUUAUACGAUAUUUUAAAAAUUAUGAUUGAAGCGAAAUUUUAUAUACGCGUUUAAAUAAUUUUUUAUA